GGACGCCAUGGCAAGAGACCUCCUCUUUAAUUGGACCUUCGUUUUAAAUGGGGAAGAGGUCAAUCAAGAACUCGAUCAUUUUAUACCCAUAGAGAGAAGAAUUUAUUUCUGUCUUCAAAUUUGGACAGAAGAUGAAAACUGGUUUCUUCAGUGUAUUCCUGUGACUGUGAUGAGCAAUCCUGUUGUAAAUAAUCUUAAUAUUUUGGACGUGGAUCUUAAUGCAAUUAAUAGAAGCUUGGCUGAUUUAAUUUCUCGGGUAUCGUUCAGUAAGAGUUUAGGGAAGUUACGCCACACAAUCCAAGAUCUCGAAAUUGAUUAUUGUACACCUGAUGCCAAGAUGUCGGUUCUCGUUCUGGGGCAUGACGGAGAAGACCUGGACGCAUUCCUUAUGACGUCACCAUACACGCCCGAGUCUGUAGUUGAGUGUAGCAAACGGUUAGACUGUCUGUCAGCAGCGGAUGUCAACAAAGGAAUAGCAAAGUUCACAAACAUACCACUAACUCAUGGAACAAUUUUGUUUUCUUGUAUUCGGGGCAAGAAUGACUCGUGUGGCUGUAGCGAUGGUUUUUUCGUGGAUUCCACUCCACCUCGACGUGGCCAAGUAACCAUAGAAGAUCAUCAUGGAUUUAUCACCUCCCUUUCAGAUUUAGCACUGAAUAUUGAACCAUUUAUUGAAGAUGCCAAACCUACAGGAGAGAAAACUCUUCCUCCUAUAAGCUAUUACGAAUAUGGAAUUGGUACAGUGGCAAGAGCUGAUGAUGUACUGGUCUGGCAAAAGACGGCAACCCAUGGGCCAAUAAGAAUCCGUGAACUUAGUCUUCAUCAAGGAGAGUCCUAUUACCUCAGUGUUUCUGCUACAAACAGGGCAGGACUAAAAAGCGCGUACGUCGUUACCCAGUUCACAGUGGACAUUUCUCCUCCCGAUGCUGGUAAACUUUAUGUAGGUGAUGUCAUGCAGGACUACUACAUAUCGAAUCAGCCUAUAAUGGUCCACUGGCGAGAAUUUGCAGAUGAUGAAAGUAACAUUAUGGAAUUUGAGUGUGGUCUCGUAUCCCACAAUGGGGAAAUCAUCGUACCACUAACUCAUGCAGAUGGCGAUUCAAUGAUUUUUGAUAACGUUAAAAACCUGGUAGAUGGUCACUCAUACAGAGCAGUCUUAAAGAUAACUAAUCAUGCUCUUCUGUCUUCGAUUGUGUAUUCUCAUAAUUUUACCUUGGAUACCUCUCCAAUUCAUCCAGGAACAGUUUUUGACGGCUUUGAAAUAAAUACGGACGAAGAUUACCAGACAAGUAUGGAUGUCGUUUGUGCCAGUUGGAACGGAUUCAGUGAUCCUCACUCAGACACCGUAGCUUACCAGACGGGUCUUGGUACAAACCCAACUUUUCCUAAUGUAGAUCCACUUAGAGAUGUCAGUCUUCGUCAAGAUUACUGUUGGAAAAUUAGUUUGACACCUGGACAGAAGUACUUCACGUUCAUUAAGGCCUGUAAUAGAGCUAUGCUUUGUUCCACAUCGGUUUCAGAUGGUAUAGUUGCGGACAAUUCUCCACCUGUUGCUGGGAUAGUCUACAUAAAAGGUGUUUCAGGACGCAUGGCAUAUUUGCAUGAUAGAACAUCAAUAAUGGCAUCUUGGGUAGGAUUCCAAGACCCACACUCAUCUGUUGAACACUGCGAAUGGUGCAUAGGAACGACGAAAGAAAUUUGCGACAUAUUACCUUUCAGGAAUUCUUUCCUUUCCAAUGAUGUAUAUCUUCCAUCUCUGUGGCUUCCUUUAAGAACUGAUUUAUUUGUAUCCGUUAUGGCGUACAAUAAUGUGAAUCUCACUACCAACAUUAGUUCUCAUGCAUUUAGAGUAGACGACACACCGCCCAAAGUCAUAUCACAGCCAAAAAUCCACACCUUGAAAAGUCCAUUAUCUGAAGCAACACAAAUUCAAUAUGAUAAUUCUAUUAUCAAACUAUCCUGGCUCUUUAGUGAUAAGGAAAGUAGCAUUUCUCAUUAUUCUAUUUCUCUAAAGAGUCAUCAUAACAAAAGAGUACCGUAUGAAGGAGUCAUUCACGACAAUGUGAACACAAUUAUUAUCCCAUUUAAUGCCACUAAUCGCCUGUUAAAUGGAGAUAAAUAUUCUGCGGUUGUGGCGGCUUGUAACCAGGCAGGCCUGUGUACAGUCAGUGAAAGCGAACCAAUUCUCAUCGAUUCAAGCCCGCCCCACUUGGGCGGUUUUACAUCUGAACACUUCUGGCAGGUUUCUACUAACCAGACCAAUCAGACUAGUGCCACUAUUUCUUGGUUUGGUUUUCUGGAUGUUGAGUCUGACAUAGCUUUCUUCAAACUUUCUGUUGGAAAAACAUAUAAUGGAGGUGAAUUUACUAAUGGAUUCCUACAAAUAUCAGGAAAUCAGACAUCAGCCACAAUUCCUCUUUAUGGUUUCAAACCUAAUGCUCAUAAUGAAAUAAUUUUGUCCAUUUAUGCAAUAAAUUAUGCAGGAUUGAAGAGUAAAACUGCAAAGGCCACAGUGGUUACUUCGAUGUCUGACAAAUCUGGAUUGAGAGGGCGAUUUCUAACUCAGAGGUAUUCCUGUAAAACGUCCUUUUGUAACAAUGAUUGUACUUGCGGGGUAGUUGGUUUGAAGUGUGUGUUUAAUGGCAAAAAUACUUGCAGGAAAGUAAAUCACACAAACACCGAGGUUUUUAUAGGUUCCUCAAAUUUUUCGGACAAUUUCAUUCAGUCAUCUACUUCCUGCAUUGCUGGUUCCUGGAGAUCAAACUCAAGCAAUAUCACAAGAUACGAGUGGACAGUGGGAUUGGCUAACGAAUCUCCAGGGCAAGGAAUAUUUGACCUUCAAAAGGAAAAUCCAUGGACAGAUAAUGAUUUGGAAACCACCAUUCUAUUUUGCUUACCCGCACACAAGACUUUAAUAAACAAACAGAAGUAUAUUCUUUAUGUUAGGGCUUGGGUCUCACAGGAUGAGUAUGCUAUCUUCGAAAGCAAAAGCAUAACAAUUAAAGAUACCCCACCUAGAGUCAGAAAAGGAAAAUUUAUUUCUGAAUCCAGAAAUAAGGCAUGCGGAGUAGACAUCGAGUUUGCCGAAAGCCAGUGGAAAAUAUGUGCGUGCUGGAAAAAUGUGUUUAGUGAUGCUGAUCGAUUAGUGUACAGUUUCAGCGUCGGAACCUCUCCAAAACUGGACGAUGUACUCGAGCCAACCAACCUUGAUAAUCAGACGGAAUAUUGCCCAUCUCUGUCGCUAGUUCCUGGUGUGCGAUACUUCUUUACAGUUAAAGCCGUCAAUAAUAUUGGACUUUAUACCACUUUAUCGUCAGAUGGAUUUCUUGUUGAUGACAGUUUACCAACCUCUGGCGUGGUAUUCAACUCACUCUCGCAGGAAAACAAACCAUUCUUCUCAAGUAAAUCACCUACUGGGGCAUCUUGGAUCGGCUUUACCGACACGGAAUCCUUCGUAAGAAACUUUUCAUUCGGGACUCAAAUCUUUGAAAAUGGUUCGUUCCAUCUCUUAGAGUUAACGUCCGCAAAUUUCUCUACAACAGCUAUAUCACCCAUUUUAAAAGAUAGCUCGACAUACAGGUAUUCUGUACAAGCCAGUGAUGCAGCAGGACAUGAGGGUGUUUUAGCGUUUUCCCCUUCUUUUACUGUAGACAACACUGAACCGAGUAGCUUUCAAUGUAAAGAUGAAAGCUUGAUUCGACAAAAACUCUUGCAUUCGGAGAAAACAUCUUUUAAUAUUUCAGUUCAACAAGGACUCUUUUAUAAGUUUUACAUUCAUGAUACAGAGGCUUCCUGGGACACUGAAAUUGUCCUGAGAUUUGAAGAUGAAAUUAUGCGACUUCCUGUGAAAAUGAAUGCUAAUGGAUCUGCCGAUAUCCAUCACGGCAUACUGGCAACAACGUCUGGAAUAAAAACCAUUUCGGUCAUACAACAACAGAUGCCUAUUCAUAAACUAAACAUUAGCAUCUAUCAAUGUCAUCCUGAUGAAUUUACUUCAAAACGUGUGAUAGAAUUCACACAGCUUUCACCAGACAUGUUGCAAGCAUGUGUCAAAGCUAUGGAUCCUGAAAGUGGAAUACAAAGAUUUGAGCUUGGCAUUGGAACAACUGAAAAUGGAACCCAGAUAAAACCUCUAGCUGAUAUUGGGAGAAAACAUCAUUUUUCGAUGCACUUCUCUCUUCCCCAUGGUUCUCCAAUAUUUUCGCAUGCUGUUGCUGAAAACGCCGCCAAAUUACAAAACUUUUUUACAUCGAACAAAAGUAUUGCCGACCACACACCACCCUAUAUAGAGAUUCUUUCGGAAAAACUGGAAUAUCAAGAGGUUGACAACAGCACUCUGAUUAAAAUGAUCCUACAAUUCCGAUCGGAAGACAUCGAAAGUGGAGUCAAAUUCUGUAAAGCUUGCAUCAAGAGCAUACAAGGAGCUGUUAUUUAUCCCUGCGAGACUACGGCAAGCCCCUUUGUGUCAAACUACAUUAAUGCCACACACGGAACGAAACUCGUACCGGAGGUGGUCUGUGUCAACGAAUUAGAACUACAAACAACACUUCGAGGAGGAAUCAAUAUCGUUUCCAUUGAGAAACCGUCACUUGAGAACGCAAGGGUCGAAUUCGUGGUCCCUGAUCCAUAUUUUCGUAUCGAGGGUGUUCCAGUCCAAAGUGAUACAGCCAUAAUAGAAUUCCGGUGGUUUGGCUUCGAAGAUGACUCUGAAAUAAUCUCCUAUGAUGUCAAGCUUCAGAAGGGUUCAAGUAUCAUUCAAAACUGGGUCAAUGUUGGCAGACAUGACUAUGCUUCUUUCAGUAACCUUAUACUCCGAGAUGCAGAAAUUUACACAGUCUUUAUCCGGGCAAGGAACAGUGGUGGAUGGAUAAGCCCUGCUCUAAAUGCUUCUGUUAGAAUUGAUGUGCAGCGACCUGUCCUAACAGGUUUUCCCGCCAUAUUACAUUCACUGAAUAAAGACGGAUUGUACAGACUUGACUGGAGCCGUGUGUUCGUUUAUAACGAACGUCAUCCUACUAGAUAUGACGUCAGCGUUGGGACUUCUGCUGGAGCUAGUGAUAUUCUGCGCCAAGAUGGCUUAGUGGACACCACCUACGAUCUGGACGACAUGGAGCACAUAAGUGUGGUAUACGUCGUUGUGAGAGCCUCGUUUCCAACUCUAACAUCUAAAGUAUACGCUGGAAGAAUUGUGUUACAAUAAUUUGUGUGAUUAUAUUUCAGACGUGAAAUAUACAACUGAUAUAUAAUCAGAUUUGAGGACUUCUGUAUUUCUCUGGCUUUUACUGAAAUGCUAGUACAAAUUGAUUUUUUGUUUGUU
Molecule: messenger RNA, 5317 nt
Organism: Saccostrea cuccullata (small rock oyster)
Lineage: Eukaryota; Metazoa; Mollusca; Bivalvia; Ostreida; Ostreidae
Exons: 11
Coding region: 8-5200 (1730 amino acids)
Molecular function (GO): protein binding
Source: RefSeq, a predicted model, not a curated record